AUUUCAAACCAAUUUUCGGGCUGAAUAACGUAAAUUUUUUUUGUUCUUUGCAAAUCUGGUAUUUUCGGCGUGUUUUUAUUUUGUACGAUGAACAUGGAAAACGAACCGAAAAAUAUUCAACAAAUCAAAUCGAAAUUCAAUGAAAUUUGCACACCGUUCGUUAAUCAAAUGAGCGACAAAUUGGUGACCAGUUUGAAUGAUAUUAUAAAACAAACGAAUAAAACACUCAAACUAAAGCAAUUUGAAGACAAAUUUAAGGCGGAUAUGAUGAAGAAAUGGCACGAAGAAUUCGAUACACUGUGGGAAACAAAGCAGUUGGAACAACGGCUGACGACAUUGAAUGAACUGAAGCAACAACACAAACCAAAGGGGCCCAAUGAAAAAGCAUGGCGUGCACAUGGGCACACGGCCGAACAACAGACCCAGCACAGUCGCAAUCGUCAGAUGUCGGUACAUUUACUAAAAAUGCGAGAACUUCUCAGUGAACAGUCGAAUGAGUUGCAGAAAAUGAUCUUGGAAGUUGAGCAACGACGAAACUAUUUCAACGAUCUAUCGAAGCGGCGUGCCAAAGUAAUGGAAGAAAUGGAUGCUAAACUAGUGGAACUGCAGCCAAAAUUAAUUGAAGCCGACGAGUAAUCACGGGCGAAACACAUCUGUGCGAAACACCAAAUUCAAAAUUCAUUCACAUCCUAAAUAUAAGGCUCAUAUUCUCAGCUUAGGUAGAAAAAUAUUCAAAAUGUAAAUAAAAUAAAAAGAAUGAAAUGUGUUCAACAUAAUUUGUCGGAUGCAAAUUAAUAUUUGGUUUAUUUGAUAAUAAAUCGUUAUAAUCGGU
Sitodiplosis mosellana (orange wheat blossom midge) is the source of this 832-nucleotide messenger RNA. RefSeq lists its product as uncharacterized. The transcript has 4 exons. Lineage: Eukaryota; Metazoa; Arthropoda; Insecta; Diptera; Cecidomyiidae. The record is from RefSeq and is a predicted model, not a curated record. Bases 88 to 636 code for a protein of 182 amino acids.